Salvelinus fontinalis (brook trout) is the source of this 1352-nucleotide messenger RNA. Its product is annotated as N-acyl-aromatic-L-amino acid amidohydrolase (carboxylate-forming) B-like. The transcript has 7 exons. The record is from RefSeq and is a predicted model, not a curated record. NCBI's taxonomy places the organism in Eukaryota, Metazoa, Chordata, Actinopteri, Salmoniformes, Salmonidae. The coding region runs from base 203 to 1141 and encodes 312 amino acids. Gene Ontology annotation, molecular function: aminoacylase activity; hydrolase activity, acting on ester bonds.
GUGUGUGUGUGUGUGUGUCAGGUCUUUCUUGCCUCUGGCAUUGAAUAGUCCUGGUGUAGUGCCUGGUUUGCUUUGUUUACAGAUUGUGAAAUUUGGCUCACUUAUGGGCGGGCUAGUUGAAAAGUUCAAAGGUUGCUGACUGCUCAGUAUAACUUGGGAGACUAGUCUCAGCCAGGGAAGGAACUUUCACCUACACCACAAGAUGGAGCCAGUCUCUCUCCCAGCGCAGUCCCGCGUCGCCCUCUGCGGCGGCACCCAUGGCAACGAGAUGUCGGGCGUGUAUCUGGUGAGGGAGUUGCAGAGGCAGAAGCUGGAGAAGGUAGGGUCGGCGACCUUGACCACAGUCAUAUCCAACCCGCGUGCCGUCCAAAUGUGCAAGCGAUACACCGAAGUGGACCUCAACCGUUGUUUCACCGACGCCAUACUCAGUUCACCUGUGACGGACGCCACUCCGUACGAGGUGAGGCGAGCCCAGGAGCUGAACACUCUACUGGGGCCCAAGGGCAGCGUGGGCGCCAUGGACCUGGUGUGUGAUCUCCACAACACCACAGCCAACAUGGGCCUCAGUCUCAUCUCCUACUCUGACCAAGACUGUGUCAUCCUGCACAUCUAUAGACAAAUCCAGAGGAAGAUAACCUCAGUGCCAGUGAGGUUUAUCCUGCUGGAUCUACCACUAGCUGAUGCCUACUCUCAGGACUCCCUUGGCAAGCAUGGCUUCUCGAUAGAGGUGGGACCUCAACCCCAUGGUGUGGUCAGAGCCGACAUCUUCAACAUCAUGAAGGAGGCAGUCGACCAGACACUAGCUUGGGUCCAGUGCUUCAACUCAGGAAGUGCCUUUGAAGGUGGCGAGGUGGAUGAUGUGUACACCUUCGUGAAGAGUGUAGACUACCCAAGAGACCCAGAGACCAAUGAAAUCACUGCUGCCAUACAUCCCCAACUUCAGGACCGUGACUUCUGCCUCCUUCAUCCGGGAGAUCCCAUGUUCCUGAUGUUUUCUGGGGAGAUAGUGAAGUACGAAGGGGUAGAAGUCCUCCAUCCCUACUUUGUGAACGAGUGUGCAUACUAUGAGAAGAGUAUUGCAUUCCACCUGGCACGAAAGAUGACACUCACUAUCCCCCCCUUGCAAGUGAAGAGAGAUUGAUGGAGGGGGAGGAUAAGAGAGACAAUCUGAAGAGCGGGAGAAUUAAAGGGAAAACACACGCAGAACCUUAAUAAGCACUUACUAGUCUAACCUCAUUGUCAAUUUAUUUUUAGUCAUCACCAAAUAUCCUCAGGAAUACUGUAUGUGAAAGGAUGCACGGUUCAAUGCAAUAAUCCAGUAUUUCAAUUAAACAUGUACAUUUUCUGUUUAA